Molecule: messenger RNA, 6583 nt
Organism: Numida meleagris (helmeted guineafowl)
Lineage: Eukaryota; Metazoa; Chordata; Aves; Galliformes; Numididae
Gene: SLC68A1
Product: major facilitator superfamily domain containing 13A
Exons: 9
Coding region: 3527-5083 (518 amino acids)
Source: RefSeq, a predicted model, not a curated record
UUCCUUGUCAGACCCAGGUAGUGGUGGACUUGUGGGGGCUUCGUUGCUUUACCCUUGGAUACCAGGCUGCUAGGAGUCUGCUGUUGGUUAGUUCUAUGUAGCACAGUAUUUUGUGCCCCAUUGAGACCUAUUUUUAGCAAGUGGAUUAUCUGAGGAAAUGAAUUAUUAGAGUUUCAGAGGAAGUUCAACUGACAAACUGAGUCUUAUAGAUAGACCCACCCAUAACCUGGGGCCAGUGCUCACCAAAAGAACUUGUCAAUGACUGGUCAUCCUGGCCAGGUGAAGAAGUUCAUGACUCUGCUUCCUCUGGCUGAAGAUGUCACCCAUGGGGCCUGGAAGGAAUUGAUGUGCCUGGCACUAUGCUGUACCAGGGUGCAUAGCAGCAACUCCUUCAUCACUGUGGCUCCAGCCUGACUUCUUUGGAAAUGGGGUUGGACUACCACCAGCAGCCCUGGCAUGUCUGACCACGAGGAAUGUCUAGAAAUAGCCCCUCUGGGAUUGCUUAUCGCAUCCAAGGGUUUAUUAAAUUGUGGGUGCGGAAAGACAGAGCUGGUCUAUCCAUAUGCUUUAGCUAGUAAGCCACCCAAACUCCAGAAUAUGCAGUAGAGGCACUGUAGUGACUUCUGGAGCAAGCACAGGCUUAUUGAGAUAAUAUGUGGGAUUUUCCUGUGUUACUCACACAGUGGAGAGUGCACUGGAGAGUAAUGCUGUUGCUGUGGUCAGGUCUGCAGAUGGCUACUUUGGUAUACAGGAAUUGCCUGGCCCUCCUUGAAUGACUGGGCUGGGCCAAGAUGCCCAUACACGGCUCUCCUGCCAGCUCAGUGUGAGUGCCUUCAGCUGUGGCAUGGGCAGCUCAGGCACUGGAGCUGGUCUGUUCUAAAGCCCAAGGGUUGCUGAGUUGCUGUGGGGCACAAUGGCUUGUGAACCCAGCUGUGAACUGAGUAGGAAGCUAGAACAGAUGUAACAGCCCCAAACUUCGAUGUGUUUCUAUCUGCCCUUUGUCAGCACUCUCAAACAAAUGCUUUCCCGGUAGAUGGUGUUCAAACAUCCUCCUCAAAAAAGAUAAGAUCUGCAGACGUCACUGGCAGGAGCAAUGCCAGAUGUCAGAUGCGGAGGUGGAAGUGUUCUGAAAUAAAGGCUAGUUCCUUUCUAAUUUACAAGCUCAUUCCUUUGACUGUGCAUUAUUAUUCCCUCUUGCAGCUGCUUUUCCCCUUACUUCUUAAAGCCUAAUUCUGAAAAGUUCUGACAUGCUCCAUGACUAAUGUUCUGUCCCAAGGAAAAAGGUUAUGAAAAUACCACUGUGGCAAGCUUAAAUAACACAGCUCUUUGGAUGUAGAAACAAAAUCUGCUUUUUAUGGGUAACUGUAAUUUGUUUCUUUUCAUCUGCAUGUUUUCAGAUGGGGGAGUUUAAAAAAAAAAAAAAGCCUUAACAACUGUCCCAACAAAAUGAAAUUAUUGUGAAUGUCAGCUGGCUGCAGGGGUUGCACAUCUGUGGGGAAGUGAUGAGGGAGAAGAGGAAGUGGAACGUAACCUUUUUUAAACAGCAUUGGAAGGUACAGAUGAGAAAACAAGGUGUCUCUGGAAACUUGAACAGCUGUGGCUUGUGCAGUGUGUGCUUAGUGAGGCACCAUUCAGAUGGGAAGUGCAGAAGUGCAGUGCUAAGUACUGGGCCUGACUUUGCUUUCAGACAGGAUUUGAGUAGCAAAGUUAAGUCCAUGUUAGUGUGCAGGUAGUGGUUCCGCCAUCAGAGCUGGCUGUGCUGGCUCUGAUGUGCAGCUUGCUAUUACUAGUGACACUUGAGGCUUUUAGGUGUUUGUCACCUGUCCUUUAGCCCUAUCCCUUUCCCAGUAACAACACAGUAGCUAAUUCUUUUACUUUGACACUUAAGGAAGUAGAAAGAGAACUUUUCAAGGUUGAGCAGCCGGGAGCUCAGGUUUAGUUCAGGGCAUGCAUUCCCCUGUAGUUCUGGUGUGACUGCAAUGCAGAUCUCUGCUGUUACUUUCUGUGUCUCCUUUUGGGUGUGCACAAGGUGUCUUGGGGCACCACCAGCAUGCACAGUUCUCAGAUGAAGGUUGCUGGAGGGGAUUUCCCUGACUGUUUCCUUGCAUGGUUUGUGUACAGCUGUUUUCCAUGAAUUUGUCUAAUCCUUUCAACUUGCCACCCACCUCUGCAGCCUCGCUUGACGGCACAUUUCAGACAUUUGAUACCUGCCAGUGUUUCCAGGUACUCAAAACUGAUUUCCUGCUGGUUACUCGUGUUCUGGCACAGAUCUGUUCCACUUUCCCCUUACCCACUCUGCUUGGGACUCUGUGUCCUCCUGAGCCUUUCCUCCCUGUUUGAUGGGUCUCAGCUGUUUGGUCUUUCCUCCACCAGCAGCUGCUGCAAUUCCUGAAUCACUUCAGCUGCCCUCUUUUGAUCUCCUCUCUGCACUAACCUUGUAGCCAGAUUAGAUGUGCAUACAGUGCUCGAGGUUUGGAUGCACCGAGGUUUCACACAGUCCAAAAUGUUAUCUUCCUUGGGGCUCAAUCCUGUUCUUGCAGAUGCCCAGUGCUCUGCUGGCAUGAUGUGCUCUUGAGCCAGUCCCCUACAGAAAGCUUGUGGUGAGAGGCACAGGACUUAUGGGUGGGUCAGCCGCCCUAGCUCUGUUCUCCUUAACCUUUAUCCAUCACAAAUUCUUGAUUCCUUCUCAAAUCAUGACCAUAUGGAAUGCAGUUUCCCUCUGAGGCUUGUCAUCAUGUCUGUCUUUAAUUACACCUAUAACUGUUCAUUGUCUAACUGAAGUCCCUUUGGAGUAAUGUCAUCCUUUUAUCUGGUGGUGGGUUUUGGUGUGGUGGGAUGUGGCGUGGUUGCUUAGUCCCAUGAGAGCUCUGCAGUUGGAUCCAAUUGAGGUCUAGCACUUUGGCAGGGUUGAUGUGCAGUUUCAAUCUAGUGAUGUAAUUGAUUGGAAAAAAAUGCUGUGCCUGCUCCUGCUGGGCUAAUUAUGAGGAAUUCCUUGGGCUGAGCGGAGCAGACAGUUAUAUUUUGUUUUUCUAAUCUUGCCUAGAAGUGGUCAGACUCAUGGCUUCUGGGAAAUGCUGAGUGGAACUGGAGUUUCAUCAGCUUUCAUACCCAGCUGUUCUUCCCUUGAUCUGCUGUUUCUGCAUGGGCUUGCUAUGGCUGAUGUCGCAAGCCCGGGGGGAUGGCUGGGUGCGUCAUUUCCUGUUCCAGGCACACUGCGUUGUGAAGGGGUUCUCAGAUGUGUCUGAACUGGGUGCAUGACUCUGGAGGGCUGCAGUGGGAGUUGCAAGGGUCGUGAGCUCUUAUAUCUUGCUUUUGGCAGCAUUGAGAUAGUGACUCUGUUGUCGCCUGUCAUGUGAAUGGAGCUUCUUGGGAUGGCCUGGGCAGCUGACUGAUACUGAUUUAAGAGCCAUUAACUUCUCACCGGACACUGAAUGCAUCCAUCCAAAGAGGAGCAACAAUGGAUUGGCUCCAACAAAGAUGUAACAGGCUUUGUGAGAAGACAUCCCAUCUGAAAUGGAGGUGAUCCAUGGAGCUGAAUGCUGACCCCGUCAACAUGGGUUUGCGGCUGUUGGCUUGUCCCUCUCAUUUGCCCACUGCAGUGAUCUACGGGUCCUUGUCGCUGUUUGUUUCCAUUUUGCACAAUGUAUUUCUCCUUUACUACGUGGACACGUUUGUCUCUGUUUACAAGAUCGAUAAACUAUCCUUUUGGAUAGGAGAGACGGUGUUUCUGAUCUGGAACAGCCUCAAUGACCCUCUGUUUGGCUGGCUGAGUGACAGGGUGUUCCUUAGCACACAGCAGCCAGGAGCAGAGAUUUCCUCCCCAGAAGUAGUUCUGAAGAGGCUCAGAGCGCUAAGCCACAAUGGCCCCCUCUUUGCCAUCUCUUUCCUGGCUUUCUGGGUUGCCUGGGCUCAUCCUGGUUUGCAGUUCCUUCUCUGCCUUUGCAUGUAUGACAGCUUUCUCACCAUGGUUGACCUCCAUCACAACGCCUUGCUCGCAGACUUGGCUGUUUCAGCAAAAGACAGGACUAGCCUCAACUUCUACUGCUCCUUCUUCAGUGCCAUAGGCUCGCUCUCUGUCUUCAUGUCAUAUGCGGUGUGGAACAAGGAAGACUUCUUUUCCUUUCGCAUAUUCUGCAUCGUGUUGGCCUUCUGUUCCAUCGUUGGUUUUACCCUGUCCACACAGCUGCUCCGCCAGCGAUUUGAGACUGAUGGGAAAGCAAAAUGGGACCAGGAAUCAACCUUAAAAGAGCUGUACAUUGAGAAACGCUCUGUUCCUCAGGAGAAGAGGAUCACCCUGGCAGAGUAUCUUCAGCAGCUCUCUCGGCAUCGCAACUUCCUCUGGUUUGUCUGCAUGAACCUAAUCCAGGUUUUUCACUGCCACUUUAACAGCAACUUCUUCCCCCUGUUCCUGGAGCACCUGCUGUCAGACCAGAUCUCUGUAUCUACAGGAUCCUUUCUCCUUGGUGUUUCCUACAUUGCCCCCCACCUCAACAACCUCUACUUCCUGUCUCUCUGCCGUCGCUGGGGGGUUUACGCAGUGGUCCGAGGACUCUUCUUCCUGAAGCUGGCUCUCAGUGUUGUCAUGCUUCUGGCAGGACCCGAUCAGGUGUAUCUGCUCUGCAUCUUCAUAGCAAGCAACCGGGUGUUUACAGAAGGGACCUGUAAGUUGCUCAACCUGGUGGUGACUGACUUGGUGGAUGAGGAUCUUGUCCUGAACCGCAGGAAGCAGGCGGCUUCAGCGCUGCUCUUCGGGAUGGUUGCUCUGGUCACCAAGCCGGGACAGACCUUUGCGCCCCUGAUAGGCACCUGGCUGCUCUGUGUGUACACAGGCUAUGACAUCUUCCAGCGUAACCCCUUGAGCAACGUGGUGAGUGCCCAGCCAAAGCUGGAAUCUGAUGCAGUCUUGGAGCCAACUCUCCGCCAGGGCUGCUUUUACCUCCUCGUCUUUGUUCCCAUCACAUGUGCACUGCUGCAGCUCCUCAGUUGGUCUCAGUUCAGCUUGCAUGGGAAGCGUCUGCAGAUGGUGAAGGCUCAGCGCCAAGGCCUGAUGCAAGGCCGAACACCAGAAAUCAAAAUGAUCUAGGGGUGUCUGCACCCCUGGGGGUGUUUCUGGUUCCAGGCUGGUGCAGGACUGCUGGCAAAGUAAAGGGAUUGCUGGCUGGGAAAGCCCCCAUGUUUACAAUUUAACUGUGAAGUGCUGUGAUGCCAGUGUUUACUUAUCCCAGGAGGUGGCCACGGGGAAAGCAGAGGACUCUUGAGCAUGUACUGGGCCUGGGAUAGAUCACGUGGUUACAGCAGUAAGAGCAUUCCAACCUCGCUGGUCCCAGAAAGCAGAAUUCCAGGGCAGGGUUGCAGCAUGUCCUAGAGAUGGUCGCAUCCCCGGUGUGAUAUUCUACCCUGGGCAUAUCUCUGAGGACCCACGGCCCCUCAGGCAGAGCAGGAAGCGGGGAGCAACAGGAAGCCUUUCCUCUAGAGCUCUGUGGUUUCGGGGAAUAGAGUGGGAGGUUCUUCAGGGACCAGGUGACAAAGGAAGAUUAAAUUCAGGAAAAGAGGAGAUGGGGUGGGAAGACCCUGAAGGUCUUUCCCAGUAGCUAGUAGAACCUUUCUCACAUUCAGUGCCAUGAUUCUUGGACCAAAUCUGCUCUUAGGCUUCUUUCUGCGACAAUAUCCUGCACAGCCAGGAUACACCGACACUCCCUCGUAUGUGGCCUUGCACAGGAAGGUGCUGGGCUGAGGACCAGGAUGUUUCAUGGCAUCAUGUUGCCUGUGUUCAUCCUUCCCCUCCCUCGCCCCUUGCAGUCAGCACUGUUACAGCAGUGCUUCCCAUGUUGGCUGGUGGCUUCAGAUCAGGGAAGGAGCCUGUAACACAGCAGACAAACAUACUUCCCUCCUGGGGCUGACCCUGCUGCCUGUGUGAAGCUGCCCAGCGCUUUCUCUUCUUGCAGGGGGAGAGCACAGCCUGGAGGAGGCAGCAGGUUAUGCUUUUGUGCCUUCUAUUCCACUGAGAAGCCUGUUUGCCAUAAUGUGGGGCAGUCACAGGGUUGAGAUUUUACCUUGGCGGGGAGAGAGACACCCUCUUCUGUGCUUCAAACAGAGCCCCAGAGAUUGAUUUUCUGUCUGGUUGCUGAGUGAUAGAGCCAAGGAGAGGGGGAAGUUGGGACUCUUCCUCUGGCUGGGAUCAGAUGGAGCAGGUAGUUACCCAAGGUUACCCUCAAGAUGAGGGUCUGUCUCCUUAGUCUUAAGGUGGUUGUGGGCAAGCAGAAGCAAUGUGCUGAAGUAGGAUGGGUAGAGGCCAGCGGUGCUCUGCCCUAUGCCUCCUGCAGGAGGUGGAGAUUUGCUCACAUUUGUGCUGUUAUCCACUUCGUCACCUCCCACGCCUUUGUACCAGGUUCCCUCUGGGGAUGCAGCCCACAGAUCUGCUAUCUUGCCUCAGGACAUGGCUGCCUCCUGUCUUGGACCAAGACAUUUCUGUUGUGAGGCUCCUGUUGGUCUUACUGGUUCAAUCAUAAGUUAUUUGUGCAGAUUUUAACAAAGUUUGAGAAUGAUUAUGCAUUUCAUAAAUUAAAUAUGAUUUUUUUCUGUA